This is a messenger RNA of Arabidopsis lyrata subsp. lyrata, 724 nucleotides long. RefSeq names its product nuclear transcription factor Y subunit B-4. Gene Ontology annotation, cellular component: nucleus; CCAAT-binding factor complex. The transcript has a single exon. Gene Ontology annotation, biological process: regulation of transcription by RNA polymerase II. Lineage: Eukaryota; Viridiplantae; Streptophyta; Magnoliopsida; Brassicales; Brassicaceae. Gene Ontology annotation, molecular function: protein heterodimerization activity; DNA-binding transcription activator activity, RNA polymerase II-specific; RNA polymerase II cis-regulatory region sequence-specific DNA binding. The record is from RefSeq and is a predicted model, not a curated record. The coding region runs from base 33 to 452 and encodes 139 amino acids.
GCUGAUAGUAUCACUAAAACAAGAAGAGAAAAAUGACAGACGAAGAUAGAUUGUUACCAAUAGCCAAUGUAGGGAGACUUAUGAAGCAAAUCCUACCAUCAAAUGCAAAGAUCUCAAAAGAAGCAAAACAAACAGUUCAAGAGUGUGCAACAGAGUUCAUAAGCUUUGUUACAUGCGAAGCCUCGGACAAGUGCCACAGGGAGAAUCGAAAGACGGUGAAUGGAGACGACAUCUGGUGGGCUCUCAGCACUCUCGGCCUCGAUAACUAUGCUGACGCCGUGGGUAGGCAUCUUCACAAGUACCGUGAAGCCGAGCGAGAAAGAACUGAGCACAACAAAGGUAGCAAUGAUAGUGGGAAUGAGAAAGAACCCAACACUAGAAGUGAUGUACACAACCAAUCGACAAAAUUUAUUAGAGUUGUUGAGAAGGGAAGCAGCUCCUCAGCCCGUUGAACUAGAUAUCUGUGUUCUGAAUCAUUUAAUAUGAAAACAAGAAAGAUCUGUAGAGAGACCAAAAGGAUUCAAUAAAUGUUAAUGUUUUGAAUCGUUAAUACAAUGUACAUGUUUGUAAUUGCUUUCUAAUUUUGAUUUUCUACAUAUAUAUAAAGCUAAUAUAUUUCUUCUUGCAAGCAAAUAAGGUGUAUACAUAAUUUAGACUUAGAAUAUUGGUUGGUUUGAACCAGUGGAGGAUCCCAUGGAUAUGGAAGUGGAGAAGAUAGCAGAAG